AGGCAAAUGUCCAUCGGUAGCGGCGGCAGGGGAGGGCAAAUCCGACGAAAUAGUAUGCGAAAACCACUCAAGAUCAGUGGCUGGGUUCUGAGUUUCAGUCUCUCUCUCAGAGCCAGCCGACAUCUAAUUCUCCAUAUACAGUUUAUCUGCAAGACAAACAAUAGAUCUCUCGUCGUCUCCUCCCUCGGAGACCCCGACGUGGGGUUCAAAGGUGAACUCAUCGAGAGGAACAUCUAUGUCUCCUAUAGGACCAGUGGUUGUCGAUUCCUGAGAGGGAGAAAGAGAAGGAGAGAGAAAUAGAGGAAAUAGAAAGAGAAGGAGGGAGAGAUAUGUAGAAGGGAGAGUAUAACAUAUGCCCAGAAAAUACGUUGGUCACUGAAUUUCAAAUGUUGGCUGAUUUCACUCAGCAAACUUUUGUAAUACUCAUUUCACUUUGACAAGGUGAUCAAGUCUGCUCACCAUAAGCUCUGCCUCCAGUUGUCUCUCUCGCUCAGCCUCCUCCUCCUUCCCCAGAUCCUCCUCCACCUCCCCAGUCUCCCCGC
This is a messenger RNA of Geodia barretti, 542 nucleotides long. The record is from the annotation of a GenBank genome assembly. NCBI's taxonomy places the organism in Eukaryota, Metazoa, Porifera, Demospongiae, Tetractinellida, Geodiidae.